Molecule: messenger RNA, 2598 nt
Organism: Rhododendron vialii
Lineage: Eukaryota; Viridiplantae; Streptophyta; Magnoliopsida; Ericales; Ericaceae
Exons: 2
Coding region: 628-2460 (610 amino acids)
Source: RefSeq, a predicted model, not a curated record
CCCAAUUCCCAGUAAAUACGGCGGCGGUCUUGCGAACUACUAGUACUAAAGUGCAGUAGAAAUAUCUCAACCCCUAGAGAGAGAGAGAGAGAGAGAGAGCCCAACGAUCCUCGACGAAGUUAGAUCGUGUUUUCUAUUCACCUAUGAUCAUUGGAUUAUGCUCCUACGUAUCAACAGAAUAGCUGGAAACUAACUGGUUACCCUCUUGUGGUACAGUUUGUAUUAUCCGUCAAUUUCUUGGAGAUAUCUUGUCAGGUUUGAUUAUUUUGAACGGUUUUGGCGUAUUGAAGGACAAGAAGUGGGGAUGAUUUGGGGUCCUUAUUUGUUAGUUAAUCAUGAUUGUUACCUGAUUGACAUGGUCAGCCAACUAGAUAUUGUGAGAAGAGAUGAGUUUGUUCAAGUGCUUGACCAGACUUUGUAUUUAGGCAUACUAAUUUUCUGAAAUUUGGCUUGUAGAACUCGUAGAAUGGGUUGUGUUGGGCCACUUGACAUUGAGGAUUAUGCGCAGGUUUUUGCCAGAAGAGCCUAUCUGAGAGGGUUUUCUGACUAGCAUCUUUCCCAGGGUAGGAAUCGAAAAUUGAGGCUUUUGGACUACUUCUGUUCCGCAUUUAGUUUAAUGGUCACAUAAUGGUGCCUGAACUUCUCUCAUACCUCCAAACUUUCUGGCUUUUCUCGCUACAUAAAGUUGAUGAUUUGGAAGUAUCGGACAGAUUAGUUCGUGGUCUCUCCAUACCUGAGCAAACAAAGCAAUUUGUAUUUGCCAUCUCUGAACCUGAAUCCCAGUCCGUAAUUUACAUACUAGCAGCGCAAAACUUGUCUGAGCAAGCAGCUUUAGAUGCAGAGUGUCUUAUUAAAGAGGUUCGCCCAGAGGCGGUCAUGGCUCAGGUUACUCCUUCAGUCCUCAUCGAGAUUUUAGCAGAGGAAGCAAGAUCGAAGGAUAAUAUGGUGAAACAAAUGCCAACUUCUACCUUUGGGGUACUUAAAGGUUGUACUGUUGGCAAGUUAAACAAGGCGACGUAUGAAAGUAUUGCUGGGAAUCUCGUUUUGCAAGAAAUUUUCGGGGUGGGUUUUCACAAGCAUUACUUGGUUGCCAAAAGGGCUGCAGAAGAUGUCGGGUCCGUUUUCUUUUUGCUCAGUUCUCCUUGUAUGAAUGCUGAGAGUGACUCUUGUCGUGAACUCAGUUUGGGAAACAAGCUUCAAGCUUUAGUCCCACAACAACCUGUUUUGGCCCCAAAGAAUGUGGAUUCUGCUUUGUCAAACAGAUUCUGCCUCUCUGAUGAUCUGCAAUCCGAGCUGGUCAGUUGUUUGUCUUCAUUUCUUGAACAGUCAGAUUUGAAAGUAGCUUCCAUUUCUGAAUUUCAAAUUGGACAGGUUCAACCCAGAUGCAAUUACCAGGCCCCACCAUUUUCUCAAUCCAUUUAUCCUUUACUCACAGACUUCAAUAGCAUUUUUGUUGAUCUACCAUCAAUUGAGAAGGCUUUGUCUUGUGCACAAAAGAUGCUUUUUGAUAUUGACAGAGGUGACGUUGUGGAUGCCCAACUGCUAUCUGAGGUUCAUACCUUCAGACUUGCAGUUGAACGGCUACGAAUUGCACUGAACAAAGCCGGUCGAAGCCCUAUGGGAAAAGUCCGAGGCUCAGCUACUAAGGAAUUCUCCAAACUUCCUAUGAGUGAGAAGUCUCAUGUUGUUCUAGCACAAGCCCUUCGGAGUAAAACCAAACAUUUCAAAUCCAUAGUAGCUAUUGUGGAAGCUAGUAGCUUAGCAGGCCUUAGAAAAUAUUGGAGGACUCCAGUGUCCUGGGAUUUUGAACAUUUGGUGAAACAGUCGAUUAGAAAGUAUGACGAUGAACAAGAGAGGCUUGCCAUUGGCACUGUCGACAAGAAGUUACUCACAGAAAAUCCAAUGGUAGCAGUUGGAGCAACAGCAAUUUUAGGAGCUUCAUCCAUUCCAAAACUUGUCUCUUUAUCAACUUUCAUUAAACUGGUUACCUUUAAAUUCCCUGUGUCAUUUAAAUUGCUUUUGACAUAUACUCAAAAGGCAGCAGCUCAAGGAAUUGCGGCUUAUGGAGCUAAAACCACUUCUGUGUUGAAAGCAGCUGCUUCUGCCGAAAAAAUUCGUGCGGUGGCCCAUGGGCUUAUAGCCUCUGCUGAGAAAAGCAGUCUUUCGAUCAUGAAGACAGCAUUUUAUCAGAUAAUGAGGAGAAAGGGUGUCCAGCCGAUUGGGCUUAUGCCGUGGACAACUUUCUGUUGCAGCGGGGCUACUUUUGGAGCUUUGUUCAUGUAUGAAGAAAAUAUCGAAUGUGGUGCGGAAUCUAUUCCUACAGCUUCCUCAAUUGCCUGUUUGGGUCGUGGGAUUCGAAAUUUACAUCAGGCGUCUCAGGAAGUUAAGCAGGCAAAUGCAUCAACAAUGCAUGGGAAUAUGGAAUCCAUAAUGUACAGAUGCAAAAAAAUGAAGAAGUAAGGUAAUAUUAACCUUUUUUUCUCAGCAUACCGAUUGGGCCCCUUCUUGAAUUUAUGUGUAAAUAUUGCUUAUGGUGUCAUUAAUUUGGACUAGUAGUUUUCAAGAUCAAGGAAUCUGUGAGAAACAAAAAUUUUGAUC